AUGGGUCGAGGUUUCGGACGCGGAGCCAAGAGUGUUGCAAUUGUUACACACGCUCAGACUAACCAUGCUGGCAAAAAAACCCCAAAAGGCCUCCGCGGUACCCGUCAACGAAAGCGCCAGAGGUUCCUUAGCCGCAACAGCGAGCAGGCAGAGCUGGAAAACUCUCUAGGGCUCACAAAGGCAGGGAAACACACGCAGAAGAAUCUUGCACAGGAGAUUGCUUCGAUUCAGUUUGCACAUAUAGUUAAUAAGCGCGAGAAGGGCCUUAAGCACCUCCGCAAGCAGAUCAUGGGUGCUGUGAAGGAUGUUCGACGACGCUACACUGACAAAGCUCGCAGCAGACAGAGCAAAAAGUAG
Messenger RNA from Leishmania braziliensis MHOM/BR/75/M2904, 357 nucleotides. RefSeq lists its product as hypothetical. The coding region runs from base 1 to 357 and encodes 118 amino acids. The transcript has a single exon. Lineage: Eukaryota; Euglenozoa; Kinetoplastea; Trypanosomatida; Trypanosomatidae. The record is from RefSeq and is a predicted model, not a curated record.